Cryptomeria japonica (Japanese cedar) is the source of this 2351-nucleotide messenger RNA. Its product is annotated as bifunctional 3-dehydroquinate dehydratase/shikimate dehydrogenase, chloroplastic. The record is from RefSeq and is a predicted model, not a curated record. Gene Ontology annotation, biological process: chorismate biosynthetic process; shikimate metabolic process. The transcript is spliced from 11 exons. Gene Ontology annotation, molecular function: 3-dehydroquinate dehydratase activity; shikimate 3-dehydrogenase (NADP+) activity; NADP binding. Bases 253 to 1959 code for a protein of 568 amino acids. Lineage: Eukaryota; Viridiplantae; Streptophyta; Pinopsida; Cupressales; Cupressaceae.
UGUCAAUAACAUGCCUCCUUGUUAUUUGACAAAAUGUGUUUUUUAACCAGAAUAGCUGCGUCUGGAUACUCGACGAAAAUGGUGAAUAAAAAACAAAAAUAUACCGCCGAUGGGCUUGUCAGGAGUGUACUGCAACAGUGACUCUUCCAACUCGUAGCACCAAUAAAAACGAACAUGGCACGAACAAGUCUGCAAUACAUGUUUGAGUGAAGAUCAUAAUAUUCAUCAUUUUUUUAGGAAGGAAGAAAAGCAAUGGCCCAAACUAGUUGUCUUGUUUGCUGUCCACUGGUUGCAAAUUCCGUGGAGGAGACAGUGAUUCAAAUGCAGCAGGCCAAAGCCGAUGGUGCUGACAUCAUUGAGCUUAGACUUGACCAUCUUCACAACUUCAAUCCAAACACUCAAUUGCAAAUUAUUCUCAAUCAAAGACCACUCCCCAUUAUCGUUACUUACAGACCAAAGUGGGAGGGAGGUGAGUAUGAAGGUGAAGAAGCAACACGUCUUGAUACUCUUCGUUUGGCCUUGGAAUUGGGCGCUGACUAUGUUGAUGUGGAGCUUCAGGUGGCGCCCACGUUCAUCAAGAGCAUCUCUGAGAAGAAAUCGAGAAAUUCCAAGAUCAUUGUUUCGAGUCAUAACUACCAAAGCACUCCAUCGCUUAAGGAACUUGGUCAACUUGUGACAAGGAUACAGGACACAGGAGCUGACAUUGUAAAAAUUGCAACAACAGCCACUAAUAUUACUGAUGUCAAUCAGAUUUUUCAAGUGCAAAAGGGUCUGCAUGCACAGAGUGAAAUGACGCAGGCUGGAUGCAAUGACGUACAUGCUUGCGCUCUUCACAUUCCACAUGACAACUCCGAAGCCUUUGGAGGAGAUCGCAUCCUUACACGUUUGAAAAUUUUGUGCCACACCACCCAAUUCAAUCCCUCUUUACAUUCAUGUGUUCCUAUUAUUGCAUUGGCAAUGAGCUCGAGAGGGCUAAUUAGUCGCAUUCUUUGCCCAAAAUUUGGUGGAUAUCUUACAUUUGGCUCCAUUGGAAUAGGGAAAGAGUCAGCUUCUGGUCAGCCUACAUUGACAGAUCUUUUAAAAAUAUACAAGAUAAAAAGUUUGAGUAGAGAUACCAAGAUCUUUGGAAUUAUAGGAAAUCCAGUUGGUCACAGCAAAGGACCAAUUUUGCACAAUCAGGCAUUCAGAGAGAUUGGAUUUGAUGGAAUAUAUGUUCCCUUUCUUGUUGAUGAUCUUGCACAGUUUCUUACGGUUUAUUCGACCCCUGAUUUUGCUGGUUUCAGUGUUACAAUACCUCACAAGGAGGCAGCUCUUCAGUGUUGUGAUGAAGUGGAACCAGUUGCUCAGUCCAUUGGAGCAGUAAAUACAAUUGUGAGGAGGCACAGUGAUGGAAAACUGAUUGGCUAUAACACAGACUAUAUGGGGGCUAUUUCUGCAGUGGAGGAUGGCCUAAAAGGUAGACUUAGUAGUGGAGAUUGGGAGAAUAUUUCCCCUCUUUCUGGAAGGCUAUUUGUUGUUGUUGGAGCUGGAGGAGCUGGUAAAGCCCUUGCAUAUGGAGCGAAAGAAAAGGGGGCAAGGGUUGCGAUUGCUAAUCGUAAUUAUGAGAGAGCCAAGACAUUGGCAAGUUUAGUUGGAGGAGAAGCUAUUCCUCUAGAGAAGCUGGAUAGCUUUUGUCCAGAAAAUGGAAUGAUCCUAGCGAAUACCACUUCAGUUGGAAUGCAUCCAAAUGUGAAUGAGACACCUAUAUCUAAGGAAGCUUUGAAGUCAUAUGAUCUUGUUUUUGAUGCUGUUUACACACCAAAAGUUACACGACUUCUGCGAGAAGCAGAGGAGACCGGGGCCACUGUUGUAAGUGGAUUGGAAAUGUUCAUCAGGCAGGCCAUGGGACAGUUUGAACUCUUUACCGGUUGUCCAGCACCUGCAAAAUUAAUGCGGGAAAUAGCUGUUAGAAAUGCUUGAAAUGCUUGAUCACAUAAGGGAGAUUGUGAGCCACUAUUAUAUUCAGCUUGUCAAUCAUGUUGUGCCAUUUGGACGAGUAUAUUAGAGAAUCUUUAUGGAGUUUUCCAUAUUAAUAUUAACAUAUAAUAUUUGUUCUCAGUAUAAUCCUUUUUGUUCUUGUUAUAAAUAGUGAGAGAUGAUGCACCAAAAAAUUAAAACCAAAAAGAAGCCGGUUAUCAUCCAAAUCUUGUUCUUGUUAUAAAUAGUGAGAGAUGAAUAAGAGAAAAUGUUAUUGUUAUCAAUUGCUUUAUUUAGAACGUUAUGAGCAUAACUGAAGAAGCACUAGAUCAAGAUUGGAUCUUAUAUGUAACACGUUGAAAUGGGGAGGAUAUAGCAAUUGUGUAUUGAUGUGA